Molecule: messenger RNA, 1930 nt
Organism: Syngnathus acus (greater pipefish)
Lineage: Eukaryota; Metazoa; Chordata; Actinopteri; Syngnathiformes; Syngnathidae
Gene: aebp2
Product: AE binding protein 2
Exons: 8
Coding region: 118-1440 (440 amino acids)
Biological process (GO): regulation of transcription by RNA polymerase II
Cellular component (GO): ESC/E(Z) complex
Source: RefSeq, a predicted model, not a curated record
GUCACCACAAACGCCUGCUGUUUUCAAUGCUUGAAUUGCAGACUGGACGAGGAAAGCGUCAGGAAAGCAACUUUUUCACUGGAAUAACCCCAAAAUAGAUACUCUUGAAGGGCAAAUAUGGCUCAAAUAACUUCCGGGGGAGUUGAACAAGAUUCUCAGUCAACGUUGGAGCACAAUGACAACGGAGAAACCGUCCAUACCGGCUUUGGGGGACAGGCCGUGUCGGACUCCAAACAGGAACUGGAUAAAAAGAACGACAUUGGGCUCGGAAUGGACGUUCGUGGCGGUCGCGGUGCCGGAGUGGAAAACAACUCGUUGCUUGACGACGGCAAAGACGAGGGAGACUACGGCAAACUCUCCGAGCCGGGCAAAAGUCCCGCACAGGGGAGUCUGGCGACUAGCACCGAGUCGGCCCAAGAGGGCUCCCGGGUGCUGAAAGCAGAACAAAGGGAGGGAGGCAACGGUUCUUCCGAGCCUCCGACAGAGCAUACAAAGGCCGCGGAGAAACACGAGCACGGCGUGAAAAGACGAGCCAGCGUGGAAGUGGCCUCGUCGGACGGGGAGCCGCUCAGUCGGAUGGAUUCUGAGGACAGUAUCAGCAGCACUCUAAUGGACAUGGAGAGCAUAGCAUCAAGUGGCCGUUCCACACCAGCGACGUUCAACAGUCACGGCGGGGCCAUGAUUGUCGGCAACGGCUCCAUUCCGGUGAACGGCAAAUCGUUGAGUUAUACGUGCUGUUGGGAUCACUGCCAAGUGCACUUUUCCUCCAGCCCCGAUUUGGCCGAUCACAUCCGAGCCACCCAUGUUGAUGGACAGAGAGGAGGAGUUUUUGUGUGUCUGUGGAAAGGCUGUAAAGUGUACAACACACCGUCCACCAGUCAGAGCUGGCUACAGAGACACAUGUUGACUCACAGCGGCGACAAACCAUUCAAGUGUGUGGUUGGAGGUUGCAAUGCCACAUUUGCCUCCCAGGGUGGGCUGGCCCGCCAUGUCCCCACUCACUUCAGCUCGCAGAGUUCGUCUAAAGUCUCCAACCAAGGCAAAAUGAAGGAGGAAUCUCCGUCCAAGGCUGGCCUCAACAAGAGGAGGAAGCUCAAGAACAAGCAUAGACGUUCACUCCCCCGUCCACAUGAUUUCUUUGACGCCCAGACCAUGGACGCCAUCCGCCAUCGAGCUAUAUGCCUCAACUUGGCCACACAUAUCGAGAGCCUUGGAAACGGACACAGUGUUGUGUUCCACAGCACGGUAAUAGCAAGGAGGAAAGAAGAAUCUGGCAAAGUGAAAGUCCUUCUGCACUGGACACCUGAAGACAUACUCCCUGACGUUUGGGUGAGUGAGAGUGACCGAUUGCAGCAGAAAACCAAAGUUGUGCACUUGUCCAAGCUGCCGACCGACACGGCUGUUCUCCUGGAUCCCAACAUUUACAGGAUGUUCUUCUAAGGAUUUCUCCCAGGAAUGAAGUAGAGCUAUAUACAAAGAUUUUUGGAGCGUUUAGAGACUUAUUUUUGUGCUUAGGAGCUUAAUCUCGUAAGAUAUUUAGGGAUGUGUUACUCUUACUAGAUUCAGAACAGAGUCAAUUUAGACACAUUUGUAGAGAAAAGCAGUUUGUAAAUACUUGAGAUUUGUAAUAUAUUUUCUUACCUUGACUUUGAAAAGUUUCUCAAAAUGGACUGUAGCUGUAUGUACCUUUUUUUUUUUUUAAAUAUAUUUUUAAAUAGUUGGUUUUAUCGAGGUCAUUAUCAGGUAUUGUCAGCACCAUGAAAACCAGGAGAUUGCCUUAACCGUCAUUAGUGCUGUACCACUUUUUUACUCAUUUCUACAAAAUGUGAUUUUUAAUCAGAGUGGUUCAAAACAACUGGUCUAUCUGCUGUAUUGUUUCUGUGUAACUUGUGUGUUUUUAGUUAUAUAAAGAUCCCAAAUUGAGACUUCA